AGAGAUACAGGGCUGUGUGUUUCAGGAUGCUGGAAUGAGAGAUACAGGGCUGUGUGUUUCAGGAUGCUGGAAUGAGAGAUACAGGGCUGUGUGUUUCAGGAUGCUGGAAUGAGAGAUACAGGGCUGCGUGUUUCAGGAUGCUGGAAUGAGAGAUACAGGGCUGCGUGUUUCAGGAUGCUGGAAUGAGAGAUACAGGGCUGUGUGUUUCAGGAUGCUGGAAUGAGAGAUACAGGGCUGCGUGUUUCAGGAUGCUGGAAUGAGAGAUACAGGGCUGCGUGUUUCAGGAUGCUGGAAUGAGAGAUACAGGGCUGCGUGUUUCAGGAUGCUGGAAUGAGAGAUACAGGGCUGCGUGUUUCAGGAUGCUGGAAUGAGAGAUACAGGGCUGUGUGUUUCAGGAUGCUGGAAUGAGAGAUACAGGGCUGUGUGUUUCAGGAUGCUGGAGUGAGAGAUACAGGGCUGUGUGUUUCAGGAUGCUGGAAUGAGAGAUACAGGGCUGUGUGUUUCAGGAUGCUGGAAUGAGAGAUACAGGGCUGUGUGUUUCAGGAUGCUGGAAUGAGAGAUACAGGGCUGUGUGUUUCAGGAUGCUGGAAUGAGAGAUACAGGGCUGUGUGUUUCAGGAUGCUGUAAUGAGAGAUACAGGGCUGUGUGUUUCAGGAUGCUGGAGUGAGAGAUACAGGGCUGUGUGUUUCAGGAUGCUGGAGUGAGAGAUACAGGGCUGUGUGUUUCAGGAUGCUGGAAUGAGAGAUACAGGGCUGUGUGUUUCAGGAUGCUGUAAUGGGGCUCCUAUCCCAGCCUGCUUCCUGCCCUCCUCCCCACUCCUCUGCUGGGAUUGGCUGCCUGCUGACUGCUGAGUGACUUAUCAGCCUCUUAUCAGGGUGCAGCUGAUCGGACGGACGUACCUGCUGUAGCUUUGUCUCCAGUCAGCAGCAUAGUGGCAGCUCUGUACCGGGACAGACAGGGAGAGAGAGGACGGUUCUGCUGAGCUCGGGAUGGAGAGUUUGAGGGUACGAGAGACCCCCUCUUGCAGUGGGCAGCAGCAGCAGCAGUGUGGGGCUGAGGCAGUGCUUUCUGAAGUACCUGGACCAGGUGCUGCGCAGAGUCACAGUCACAUGUCUGUGAGCAGCGGCCAGUCCCACUCUGCUCAGGAGGGCAGUGCUGUGAUCGAGGAAGGCAUUGACAGCCCCUUGCUGUCCGCUGAUAACACGGCAGCCGGCUCUGUUGCUUUCGACCUGGGUCCUGAUGGAAGUGGGGGCGGCUGCCCUCCUGAGCUGCUGCCCUCCAGCUGCCUUGCCAUCCCCAUGCCAGCGGGAUCUUCGGAGGAGCAGGACGAGUGCCCGAUCUGCACGGAGCCGUACGAGGGUGCCGACCACAAGAGGGUGCUUCUGAACUGCAGCCACGCGGUGUGCAGCUGCUGCCUGGAUGCCUUGCAGGAGAGCCGCGGCAGAGCCGACGUCGGCCGGGUGAGUUGCCCGCUGUGCCGCCAGAACACGCCCAUGCUGGAGUGGGAGAUCCGGAGGAUGCAGGAGGAGAUGGUGUCGCAGUUCAGCUGCUCUGCGCACGCUUCCUCGCAGCAGAGCCCCCUGCUCCCUCUGCCAGCCCCUCCCUUCCCCGGGGCCCCCCUGGAGACGCAGCUCCAGAGCAUGUGCUUGUCCAGCUGCCCCGCCUGCCUCCUCCCCCUGUUGGGCCGGCCCGGCUCCUCCUGCCCCUGCUGCUACAGGCUCUCCCUGCGGGAGCUGAGCUGCGUGCUGCUGCUGCUCUCCCUGCCUGUCAUCAUCCUGGUGCUGCUCUGCACAGCCAGGCAGUGAAGCCCGGAGGUCUCCCCUUGCACAGGUGAGCUGACACACUGAGCUUCUACAGCUUCUCUGCCUGAGCUCCAGUGUGACCGACUCGCUGUAAACGUUGGAACGGAUCAGAGCACUGCAGAACGGAUCAGAGCACUGCAGAACGGAUCAGAGCACUGCAGAACGGAUCAGAGCACUGCAGCGGGAGGCUGCCGCCCAUCUCUGUGGACCUGCAGCACCUUUUAACAUAGCUAAUGCUGUUAAAGUGCAGGCCAGCCUACUGGGCUUGUAGUCUGUGGAAUUCAGCGUGCCAAGAGGAAAGCGGACUAACUGUGCUUCUGCUUGUCACUGAAUGUUUUCACUGUUAGUGUUAUGUGCUGUUGUUGUCAUCCUAAUACAUAAUGUCUGCAAUAAAUCUAUC
Messenger RNA from Acipenser ruthenus (sterlet), 2202 nucleotides. RefSeq names its product E3 ubiquitin-protein ligase RNF186-like. Gene Ontology annotation, biological process: proteasome-mediated ubiquitin-dependent protein catabolic process; protein K29-linked ubiquitination; protein localization to mitochondrion. The record is from RefSeq and is a predicted model, not a curated record. Gene Ontology annotation, cellular component: endoplasmic reticulum membrane. The transcript is spliced from 2 exons. Gene Ontology annotation, molecular function: ubiquitin protein ligase activity. The coding region runs from base 990 to 1805 and encodes 271 amino acids. NCBI's taxonomy places the organism in Eukaryota, Metazoa, Chordata, Actinopteri, Acipenseriformes, Acipenseridae.